AUGCAAGGAGAGGAUUACGGAUACGACUACGACUACUUGUUCAAGAUUGUACUCAUCGGAGAUUCAGGUGUUGGUAAGUCAAACCUUCUUUCGAGAUUUACAGCAAAUGAGUUCAAUCUUGACUCAAAGACUACGAUCGGCGUUGAAUUCGCUACAAGGACUAUCGAAGUGGAAGGAAAAAAAAUAAAGGCUCAAAUUUGGGAUACCGCAGGUCAGGAACGUUACCGUGCAAUUACAACAGCGUACUAUAGAGCUGCUGUUGGUGCUUUAAUAGUGUACGAUAUUACAAAGUCUAGCUCCUAUGAAAAUUGUAACCACUGGUUGGCCGAAUUAAAGCAAAACGCCGAUGAGAACGUUGCUGUUGGACUUAUUGGUAACAAAUCUGAUUUAGAUCAUAAGCGUGCAGUUCCUACUGAUGAAGCUAGAAACUAUGCACAAGAAAACCAACUACUUUUCACAGAAACUAGUGCGUUGAAUGCUGAUAAUGUCGACGAAGCUUUUAGAGCUUUAAUCACCGCUAUCUACCAAAUGAUCUGCAAAAAUCAACUGGAUUUGAAUGACACUUCCGGAAACAACGCAAAUGCACCAAAAGGACCUACUAUCUCGUUGACUCCUGCUCCAAAUGAAAAACACAAGAAAAGCUCCAACAACUGUUGUUAA
This is a messenger RNA of Kluyveromyces marxianus DMKU3-1042, 660 nucleotides long. RefSeq names its product Rab family GTPase YPT31 (gene YPT31). Gene Ontology annotation, cellular component: recycling endosome. Lineage: Eukaryota; Fungi; Ascomycota; Saccharomycetes; Saccharomycetales; Saccharomycetaceae. The transcript is spliced from 2 exons. Gene Ontology annotation, molecular function: GTP binding; GTPase activity. Bases 1 to 660 code for a protein of 219 amino acids. The record is from RefSeq and is a predicted model, not a curated record. Gene Ontology annotation, biological process: exocytosis.